AUGCUUCUGUCGCUCGAGGUGCUGCUUACGCUCGCGCUGUGCGCAUCAGCCGCCUCGCAGAUGCCUCUCGGUCGCCCUCCUCUCCCCCACCUCGGCGACGAGGAGGUGAGCCCGUUUCUCGUCGGCUCACGGCGCCAGCGAGGCGCAAACGGCGAGGAAGGCGACGCGAGCAAGACGAGGACCUUCACGCCCACCAACUACACCGUCGUGCAAGACUUCUUUGUCCAGUCGCUCCCUGGCUUCAACUCGUCCGGCUUCGACCCCCUCACCUCGUCGUUCGGCCUCAUCGACCGCUCGCCCUCACGAUGGACCUCCUUCCGGCACGCCGUCGACGAGCUCAACCGCGACGCCGAUGAGCACACGGCGUACAAGGUGUUCUACGUCGCGCGGCACGGCGAGGGCGUGCACAAUGUCGCCGAGAGGGUGCACGGCUCGAGCGAGUGGAACCGCUACUGGUCGAUGCUGAACGGCGACGGCAACUUGACGUGGGGACCCGAUCCGCUCUUGACGCACGUCGGCGUCUCGCAAGCCGAGCGCAACACGGCGGCAUGGGCCAAGGAGGCUCGAGCCGGCGUGCCCUUGCCGCAGAGCCUGUACUCGAGCCCGCUCAGCAGGGCGAUGUCGACGCUCGAGAUCACGUGGCGCGACUUGCUGUUCUCGAAGAUCGCGCCGGUCGUCAAGGAGAGCUUGCGCGAGGUCACCGGCGUCCAUACCUGCGACAAGCGGCAGACCAAGAGCUACAUCCACAAGCACUACCCGUCGUUCAUCUUUGAGGUUCCCUUCUCUGAGCACGACCAGCGAUGGAGCCCAGAUUGGCGCGAGUCGGACCGCCAGGCGACCUUUCGCCUGCAGCAAGCCCUCAACGACCUCUUCGCGACCGACACGUCGACCUACAUCUCGAUCACGGCGCACGGCGGCGCCAUCGGCGCCUUUCUGAGGGCGUGCGGGCACCCGAACGCGGCGACGCUCGGCGUGCCCACCGGCAGCAUGUUGCCCGUCGUCAUCAAGGCGGUCGAUCACAGGAGCGCACAGAACGAGCUUCUCGCCGGCGGGCAGAGCAUCGCUGCGCCGCCGAGACCGACUCGAGUGCCGAGAGGGCCUGAGCGCAGGAGCGUCGAGCUGUGAUAGAGCCGGUUCUGCAGACGUAGACUAGAAUGUAUUGCAGCACGUUCCGACAUGACGAGUAUGGACAGAGAGGGAGACUAAGGGACGAGAGAGAAGGACAGGAGAAAGAGAACGAGAGUGAGAGAGAAAGGGAGCAGGGCCGACGCUCGAUCCCCUCGCCGCCUCGCGCCGCCGCCCUCGAGGCUCGACACGCUCCUCGAGAGCCACGAACGGACCCGACCGAG
Messenger RNA from Rhodotorula graminis WP1, 1349 nucleotides. RefSeq lists its product as uncharacterized. The transcript has 8 exons. Gene Ontology annotation, cellular component: cytoplasm. The record is from RefSeq and is a predicted model, not a curated record. The coding region runs from base 1 to 1125 and encodes 374 amino acids. NCBI's taxonomy places the organism in Eukaryota, Fungi, Basidiomycota, Microbotryomycetes, Sporidiobolales, Sporidiobolaceae. Gene Ontology annotation, molecular function: phosphatase activity.